Messenger RNA from Perognathus longimembris pacificus (Pacific pocket mouse), 2578 nucleotides. It is a transcript of the gene Slc30a9, whose product is annotated as solute carrier family 30 member 9. Gene Ontology annotation, cellular component: nucleus; membrane. Lineage: Eukaryota; Metazoa; Chordata; Mammalia; Rodentia; Heteromyidae. The record is from RefSeq and is a predicted model, not a curated record. Bases 136 to 1842 code for a protein of 568 amino acids. The transcript is spliced from 18 exons. Gene Ontology annotation, molecular function: monoatomic cation transmembrane transporter activity. Gene Ontology annotation, biological process: zinc ion transport; transmembrane transport; positive regulation of transcription by RNA polymerase II.
UUCCGGGUCUCUGAGGUCGCGGCCCGCGGCGCCGAUGUAGGUGCUCGCCGGUGUCCGGUCUAUGGAGUCAGUUGGUGCGGGAGUCGGCGCGGAGGCAGGAGGUGGUGUCCGAGUUGGGGCCUCUGCGCCUCCAGGAUGUUACCGGGCUUGGCCGCCGCCGCAGCCCACAGAUGUAGCCGGUCUUCCCUGGGCCGGCUGCCUUUGCGCUGCUGGGCUGCGGCCCGUGGCUCGGGAGACCGCCAGGGAUUGCAGAAUUUAGUGACAUUUGGAAGCCUUUCAUACAUGGAUCCCUAUAGUCACCCACAAAUUUGUACACUCAGUCAAGUAAAGUUGUAUUCUACACAUGUCCAGAAAGAAGGACAGGGAUUACAAACUCUCAAAGUUGAAAAAAUACCACCAUUUGAUGAAACAGCAGAAAAUAUAGGUGCAGAACUCAAAGCUCCACUUAAGCAAGAACCUCUCCAAGUAAGAGUCAAAGCAGUCCUUAAGAAAAGAGAGUAUGGAUCAAAAUAUACUCAGAAUAAUUUCAUCACUGGAGUGAGAGCAAUAAAUGAGUUCUGCCUUAAAUCCAGUGAUCUAGAUCAGCUUCGGAAAAUCAGACGACGAAGUCCCCAUGAAGAUACUGAGUCCUUUACUGUGUACUUGAGAUCAGAUGUGGAGGCAAAGUCUUUGGAAGUUUGGGGAAGCCCUGAAGCUCUUGCCAGAGAGAAGAAACUCCGUAAGGAGGCAGAAAUUGAAUAUAGAGAACGGCUGUUUAGAAAUCAAAAAAUAUUGAAAGAAUAUAGAGAUUUCUUGGGAAACACUAAGCCACGUUCGAGAACAUCAGUGUUUCUUAAGGGACCAGGAAAAGUAGUGAUGGUUGCCAUUUGUAUCAAUGGUUUAAACUGUUUCUUUAAAUUUCUUGCUUGGAUUUAUACGGGUUCAGCAAGUAUGUUCUCAGAAGCUAUACACUCAUUAUCAGAUACUUGUAAUCAGGGUUUACUAGCAUUGGGCAUCAGUAAGUCUGUUCAAACACCAGAUCCUACACAUCCGUAUGGAUUUUCAAAUAUGCGGUAUAUUUCUUCACUCAUUAGUGGUGUUGGUAUUUUCAUGAUGGGUGCAGGACUGUCUUGGUACCAUGGAGUCAUGGGACUACUUCACCCUCAGCCAAUGGAAUCACUUCUAUGGGCUUAUUGCAUAUUAGCAGGGUCAUUGGUAUCUGAAGGAGCAACACUUCUUGUUGCCAUAAAUGAACUUCGUAGGAGUGCUCAGGCCAAAGGACUGUCAUUUUAUAAGUAUGUAAUGGAGAGUCGAGAUCCUAGUACAAAUGUUGUGUUAUUGGAGGACACAGCAGCAGUCUUGGGAGUAAUAAUAGCAGCUUCUUGCAUGGGCCUUACUUCUGUAACAGGCAAUCCACUGUAUGACAGCCUAGGUUCUUUGGGUGUCGGCACCUUGUUAGGCGUGGUCUCAGCAUUCCUCAUCUACACUAACACAGAAGCACUUUUGGGACGAUCCAUCCAACCAGAACAAGUACAGUGUCUUACUGAAUUCCUGGAGAAUGACCCAUCAGUAAGGGCAAUCCAUGAUGUUAAAGCCACAGAUAUGGGAUUAGGCAAAGUAAGAUUUAAGGCAGAAGUUGAUUUUGAUGGACGAGUUGUUACAAGAUCCUAUUUGGAAAAACAAGAUUUUGACCAGUUGCUGCAAGAAAUUCAAGAAGUGAAAACUCCUGAAGAACUAGAGACUUUUAUGCUUAAACAUGGAGAAAAUAUUAUUGAUACUUUAGGAGCUGAAGUGGAUAGACUUGAGAAGGAAUUGAAAAAACGAAAUCCUGAAAUUCGGCAUGUAGAUUUGGAAAUACUAUGAAUCACCUCGGUGGGCUCUAGAGACACACUCAUGGAGCCACUUCCUACUUCUUUCCACACUGAAGGAGAGUCAGCACCAUUGGGAAGUCUUUUUUUUCAAGAUGGAGGAAAUAUUUUAUGUAACAAGCAGUUGAAUAGGCCACAGAACUAAAACUCUUCUUCUAAUCAUGUUUCUAUGCUUCAAUAGAGAACAUUUUGGUUGAAUUGUUCACAAUUUCUUGUUUAACAAGUGUAUAUUCUAACUUGCAAUCGUGUUUCCUUUCUUUAUAGUGGUAGAAGUACGUGGAUUCCACAGAACUACAACAUUUAAAUUUUGUUUCUAUUAAAGAUUUCACUGUACAGGCUUUGCCAGUAAUCUUAACUAUUCUGGCUACAUUUUGGUAUAUGGUUUUUAAAUAGUCAAUGUGUUUUUUAGGUCUGGCCUGCCUUAUCCAAUGUGGAAAUUAUUUCUGCCUACUAUGUAAUUUUGGCCUGAGCACUGAAAGUUGUACUUUCCUAUCCAAAUGUUCAUUCCAGAAAUGGCUUAGUUACUGAAUUGAGUGAAGAUGUUUCAUUAUCCUCUUUUCUUCUAAAUCACAGUAGUUACCGUUUUGUAAUUUUUUUUCUCUUUUUUCCCCUCUUAUUUGGUUCAUUUUUCUAAUGGUAAGAGACAUAAAGUAACCUUGGAUAUUUCUGUGGGUCAGUGCAACAUCUGACCCUUCUUUCCUCCUCUUCCUUUUUUCUUCCUUAUUCCCUCC